This is a messenger RNA of Eubalaena glacialis (North Atlantic right whale), 1449 nucleotides long. Its product is annotated as centrosomal protein of 78 kDa-like. The record is from RefSeq and is a predicted model, not a curated record. Gene Ontology annotation, cellular component: centrosome. NCBI's taxonomy places the organism in Eukaryota, Metazoa, Chordata, Mammalia, Artiodactyla, Balaenidae.
UAAAUCGGCCACUUUGGGGCACCUGUGUCUUGCGAAUUGUCCAAUUGGAGAUGGAGGUUUAGAAAUUAUUUGUCAAGGUAUAAGGAACUCUAUCACUCUUAAGACAGUAGACUUCACGGGCUAUAAUCUGAAAUGGCAGGGAGCAGAUCACAUGGUCAAGAUCUUAAAGUAUCAGACUACCAGAAGGCAUGAAGAAACCUGGGCUGAGAGUCUUCGUUCCAGGAGACCUGAUCUUGACUGUAUGGCUGGUUUGAGGCGCAUCACUCUGAACUGCAGCACGCUCAUUGGUGACCUGGGUGCAAGUGCUUUGGCAGAAUCUCUUAGUGAGGAUUUAUGGCUUAGAGGAUUGGCCACAAAGAAACCUGUAAGUAAUGGAAGGAAACACUCUGCUGGUAAAGAAUGUUAUGGUCCUGAACCUCUACCACCUGGUGUGUCUGGUUUCCUGCCGUGGCGUACUGCAGAACGUGCAAAAAGCAACAGGGGCUUUCCAUUCAUCAGACUCGUGAUGUAUGUAGUCAGGUGCAGGUCCAUCAGAAUUUCCUGUGACUGUGACAGUAGAGAGUCCUUCCUCCUCAGAAAUCGAAGAGGUCGAAGAUUCCUCAGAAAGUGUUCAGGAAGAGCCAGAGAAAAUCAGUUUGAAACAAGAAGCAUUGCAGGCCUUCAUGUCCACUCAUUGACAAGCAUGAUCCUGGAUGAUGAAGGUGUUUUGGGCAGCACUGAGAAUUCUUUUCAGAAGUUCCAUGCUUUCUUGGAUCUCCUUAAAGAUGCUGGGCUUGGGCAGCUGGCCACAAUGGCUGGUAUAGAUCAGUCAGAUUUUCAUUUACUAGGUCGUCCCCAGAUGAAUUCUACUGUUAGUAGUCCACCUAAAGAAGAAAAGAAGGCACUUGAAGAAAAAUCAGAAUCAAAGCAGAGUGCCCCAGUACAAAUGCAAAAUCUCCAAUUUCAGAAAAUUACAGGUGAUGCUGGGCUUCCUUUGCCUCUCGACUCCUUCCAUGUCCCAGUCUCUACUCAGGAGGCCUUAGAAACUUCCAAAGACAAGCUGGGGGUCCCAGUCACAGAGCAGCGGCAGGAGUCUUUUGAAGAUUUCAUUGCUAGAACAUGUUCUCCUUCAGCAGACAUCAUUUCUGGAACUGGAAGUCAAAGAAAAGAAGAGGAAUUAUCUAGAAAUAGCAGGUCUUCUUCAGAGAAAAUGAGCAAAGCAGGUGAAUAUACCAAAAAAUACUCUGCUAAGAAACAACCUGGGAAGGACCUGCAUUCCUGCUCGGACUCACCUGUAAAGCAGAAAAGCAAAGGAAUUGGGCAAAAGAAUUCUUUGGUUAAUAAACCAAUUAAAAGUGAGUCUUUGAAAAAACACAUUUCUGUUAAGAAAGAGUAGAAUAGUGACUGUUUCAUCAAAGACAACUAAAAGUAAACUCAGUCUACUAGAACAUUCUGAAAGUGAUACUCUUG